ACCUGGUUGGACAGAGGGAAUGAAUCGUGAGACGGUCAAAAAAGUCCUGACCCCCUUUGUCCGUAUCGCAGAAGACUGGGCCAUUGACUUGAUUUUGGAUGAGUAUUUGGGGAGUGGGGAGGACAGCAUCAAAAACAGGGAUGGAUUCAGAGAGCUCACCGCAGACAUGAUCUUCAUUGUUCCUGCCAUCCAGUUGUCAAAUGAUCACAGAGAUUCUGGUGCACCAGUUUACCAGUACGAGUUACAGCACACUCCAAGCAUACUCUUGGACAAGCGUCCGAGCUUUGUCAAGGUGGACCAUUCAGAUGACCUUUUAUAUGUCUUUGGAAACACCUUCAUGAGAAGUCAUGUCAAGAUAAAAGGCACUUUCACAGAGGAGGAAGAUGAGCUCUCUAGAACAGUCAUGUCCUACUGGGGCAACUUUGCACGCACCGGAUCUCCCAAUGGUGCUGGGUUAACCCACUGGCCUAUGUACGGUGCAGGGGGAGAGUACUUGGAGAUUGGGCUAAAGCAGCAGGUGGGAAACCAUCUAAGGGCCGACCGCUUCACCUUCUGGACAGAGACACUUCCCAAGAAGAUCCAGGAGAAGAAGCAGCGCAGCGAUGAGCUGUAGACGGCUGAUUCAUAAAUGAUGUAGUGUGAUAAUUCAUCAGUGAAACAAUUUUUAUUGUUUGAAGAGGUUAAAAUGUACCCUCUGUAAAAAGUAAACCAAGUGACACAAUUCCACAAAUUGCGCUUAUUCAAACCCCUAACAAUAAGAAUAGUACUGUAGAUGCAGAGUUGUGCAGCGAUUGGGUUCAACUUAGCCCUGCAAAACCAGUGGCAGUUAUUAAGGUGUUGAACAAACUGAAUAUUUCCAUGGGUGAUCAUUUUUUCUGUUUUGAGUUUUAAAUGGACUGAAAAUAAAGAAGUGCUCAAUACAUAAAAUACCUUGACUAUCA
Messenger RNA from Clupea harengus (Atlantic herring), 941 nucleotides. RefSeq names its product carboxylesterase 3B-like. Lineage: Eukaryota; Metazoa; Chordata; Actinopteri; Clupeiformes; Clupeidae. Bases 20 to 613 code for a protein of 197 amino acids. The transcript is spliced from 6 exons. The record is from RefSeq and is a predicted model, not a curated record.